UUAUUAAAGAUGUUGUAGCCAGUUUUAAAAACAAUAGCGAAAAAUUUUAUGCCUCUUUUUACAAAUGUGUUUCCGAGAAUAUUGUUUUCAAAAACUUAUCAAAAAGAGCAUCAGUUAUCCUAGGAUUUGAGUUAGCGAACUAUGUACUUGCCCACCUAACAGGUUCAGUUGUUAAUGGUGAUAUUGCAAAUGUAUCUCCAGGUACAAAUUUUUCACCAAAGGAAAAGCAAAUUAUUAAAUAUCUUGCAGGAUAUGUUUUUGGAACACUUUACAGACGUAUACGUAGAUCGAAACAAAGUCGUAGUAUCUUGAAUCUGCAAAGCAUACAUCUACUUAUUGCUGGUAAAUCAACUGACCAGGAACACGAUACCGAAAUCAAUACACUAGUUCGCAUUAAAGACCGAGGCGGCUUAUGGACAGUAACAUCAGAAGUUUUUGAAAUUUUUUCCAUAGUUGAAUCCCAUUUCCGCCAAGAGUCUAGCACCACGCAUAGAAGUAUUGACAGUAAAAAAAUGGUAUCAUAUCUCUUGAAUAAUGCAAGAAUUUUAUGCAAUUACAACAAAUUAAAAAAUGCUUCAACUGAAGAAGUUAGUAAAGAGAUAGCUUUGAAUUUACUGGAACAUCUUUUCAUGUUGUAUAUUCGUGUUCGUGUAUAUUCACUUGUGAAGGAUAAAUGUCAACGACACAAUGUUAAAUCAAAGGCUAAAAAAUCACGAUCGUUGCGAACUGAAGUAAAAAAAGCAUCAAGCACUUUGGAUCAUGGACAUUAGUCUUGAACAACAGACUAUAAACUUGUUAAAACAGCUAUUUUUAUAGCUACAAACUUAUAAAAAACAUUAUUUUGGAAAGAACGAGAAGUACACGGAAAUAUUCAACCUUUAAAAAGAGUUAUUUGACAAUGUGGCAAAGAUGUAUACACAAAAAAAUGGUCUCAUUAAUUUAACAGAGCCCAUUACAAAAUUGGUUGAUCAGCUCAUUGGUAGGGACAAGCAAAUUAAAAUGAUCUUAAACACAGCACUUCAACAACUUGAAAAGUACAAAAGAAUCAAGCAAAUUAAAGAUGACAUUGAAAAGAAAGACCAUGACAUUUUGCUGUUGCAAAGUCAAUUAAAAGAAGCUGAAACUGUCCUGGCAACGGCUCUCUUUCAAGCUGAUAAAAAACUUGAAGCAACUGAGCAAGCUAAAGAAGCAUCAGUGUCUUGUGAGGAAUUGAUAAAAUUUGCAUUUCGAAUUAGUAGCGGAAAUUCUGUUGAAGCACCUCCUGAUUGGCUUCCAGGCGAUCCAAGACGACCCUAUCCUUUGGAUAUUGAAAUGCGCUGUGGGGCAUUGGGUCAAAUGUCCCAAAAAAUUCCUCCUUCGAAUGGCAAAAGCAACUUCAUCUCAAAUCCAAUAGACAUGACCGAUGAUUUUAAAAGCGAAAGCCUCCUAGAACGUCAAGACUCUCUCCCAUCUCGAAAUGAAUCAACUACUUCAAGAAAUAGUGGUAUUUGGCAAGCUCCAUCUGAAGAUGUGAGAUUGUCGCUUUCUUUAAAUGACUGCUGCAGAGAAAGUUCAAUGUCGACUAAUCGUUCUUUUAUUUCUUUCACUUGUUUGUAUUUAAAAGUUUUGGACAGUCGCUUUAUAAGCUUACGACGCUGCCUCAUUAGUACACGACGAUCUCUUGGCGCACUUAGCUACGAUGCCUGUUUCUGCAAUGAUGUCUUUACCUGCGAAUGGGGAUGCUGGAGUGGAGGAGGUAGAGUUUAUGUCGACUUCAUCAGAUUCCUCUUCAAGUGGAGAGAGCAGUUAGACUUUCCGAUAGUUACACAAUGUUAACGAGCAAGCAAUUCUAUAGAUGUUCAUGCAAACUUCGAAGAAAGGGGAUGUUUGGAAAUAAUUCAAUAACUAAAUAAACAUGAAUAAUUUUUAGUAUGAACAUAACCAAUAAAAUACAAUCAAAUUUUUAACCUA
Messenger RNA from Hydractinia symbiolongicarpus, 1950 nucleotides. RefSeq names its product mediator of RNA polymerase II transcription subunit 4-like. The record is from RefSeq and is a predicted model, not a curated record. Gene Ontology annotation, molecular function: transcription coregulator activity. Gene Ontology annotation, biological process: regulation of transcription by RNA polymerase II. Gene Ontology annotation, cellular component: mediator complex; core mediator complex. Bases 910 to 1815 code for a protein of 301 amino acids. The transcript is spliced from 10 exons. NCBI's taxonomy places the organism in Eukaryota, Metazoa, Cnidaria, Hydrozoa, Anthoathecata, Hydractiniidae.